AUGAUAUCAGAUGACAUAUAUUGGGUACCUCAAGGAGUCAAGGUUGAGUGCACAAUUGACGAUUUAAUCCAACCCAAUGUGACUAGUUUUGCUACCUUCUAAUUUGAUUUUAAUCAAAUACCAAAGCCAAUCGAAGAGAAGAACGAGAAAAAUAUUGAGGAUGAAAUUUUGGAAUUAUUGGGGAUUACUGAAAAAGAUCUAUUAUUGGAAUCAGCACUCUAAACUUAUGAUCAUAAAUUAUAUGUAGAGGAAUUGAUUUAAGAAGCUUUACAAGAUAAAUAGCCAUAAAUCCAAUUUUCACCAUAACAAAAGUCUAACUCGUUUAACAGUUCAUUCAAAACACUGUAUGAACGAUAAUAUUUGUCUUAUGCGGAUAGCACCUUUAAUUUUGAAGAGGAAAUCAAUUUUAAAACUCCAGACUUGGCCACUCUAAAAAUGUUAUUGGAAUAAUAUUGUAAUGAUAAAGAAGACCUUGAGGAUUUUGAAUAAUAUUUUGCAAAUAAUCAAUAAAGUAAAAUAAUUCAUAAAUUUUCACAAUUAAGAGGGUAAGCAAGGCAAUUGGUUUUCAAUUAUAUCGAUUUACAAUAAAAAGAUAAUUAAUUUAUUGAGAUCCUGUCCUAAAAGUUGAAAGAGCUUUCUCUAAUCAAUUCAGUCAAGACUGAGUAUUUACUUGACUAUUUUAAUAAGGAUUAAUUGAGGAACAUAUUAGAUAAUCAAAUACCAAUAGUGAGAUUUAAAAUACUAUAAAGUCUAAAAAAAGAUGAUAAGUUGAUGAUUGAAUAUUUUGAGUUGAUAUGUUAAUUGCAUCCUGAUCAGGUUAUAACAGAACUAUAGAAGGGAGGGUAUCCUUAGGAUGAAUGUCUGAAGUUGUGUAGAUACUAUGGUAAUUUGAAAGGUUUAGCCUAUUUAUUGGAGAGAAGUGGAUCAGUAUUGGAGGCAAUUAAUUUACAAUUCGACGUAAUUGCAAUAUUAGAUAAUUUAGUUAUUUAUUUAAGGGUUAAAAUAAUAAUUGCAAAAGAAUCCAUAAUUAUUAGAAGGAUAGAAGGAUUUAUAUACUUAUAUUUCAGAGAGCUUAGAGCCUACUUUGAGUAUUUGUAGAGCAAACACUAAAAGAAAUGAUGAUGAGAGUGAUGUAUAAUAUUUAGUAAUAUUAAAUAGAACAAUUGGUUUUAGGUUUUGAUUAGAUUGACAAAAUUAAGGUAGGAGUUCUACAAAAUUCGAUUCUUUCCUGCUUUACGAUGUUUUAACUCGCAUUUCACAAGAUUGUUAGAAGAGGUUUUGGAGAAAACGAAAAUCAAAAGUUUACUUGAAGUAAUGUGUAAUAAAUUUAUUUAUUGUAGAAUUUAAAUGAGACUAUGAAAUAUUUUGAGUUCCAAGAGCUGAAGUCAACAUUUUCUUAACUUCUUUCUGGUUAACUAUAUGAAUUAGCCAUUUAUGGUUAAUCCACAAUGCUUAUAAAGCAAACCUGUAAUAAAUAUUUGAAUUCUUUGUAUAAAUAAUCGCAAUCAGGAAUAUCAGUUGAUAUAUAUUGCACUCAUUGUUAGAAACUAAUAGAAAUGGCCUCUAAAGUAUAUAUUGAUUGCAAACAUACAUUUCACAUUGAAUGCUCAUCAGAACAACUUUGUAAGGCAUGCAUAAACAACUUUGGAAUUUUAAUCAAUAAGUUAUUGACUCUAUACACCAAUAGGAAGAGUUCAAGAUUGCAGGUACCUAUGUAAACAGUUGAAUCUAAUCAACAAAGGGAGGAGGACAUAAAUUAAAGACAGACUAAAUUAAAUAAAUUAAGGGAGUUUGAUUAUUUAAGAUAAACUAAUAAAGGGUAUUGA
Paramecium octaurelia is the source of this 1826-nucleotide messenger RNA. Lineage: Eukaryota; Ciliophora; Oligohymenophorea; Peniculida; Parameciidae. The record is from the annotation of a GenBank genome assembly.